AUGAUGUCUUCAAUAUCAUCUGCUUCCUCCUCCUCUUCAUCAGGUUCCUCUUCUUCAUAUUCAUCUUCUGAGGUUUCAGCAGCCAAGGUGUUGCAAGAGACAUGCAACUACAUCAGAAACUUGCACAGAGAAGUCGAUGAUCUAAGUGAGAGGCUAUCUGAGUUAUUGGCAACUACUGACACUGCUCAAGCUGCCAUAAUUAGGAAUUUACUAAUGCAAUAAUAGAGCUUAAUCAUCAAUUAUUUAAUAAUUGCUAGUUAAUUUUCAGUACUUAUGUAAUAGAACUUAUCUUUCUUAAUUAAUUUCUUUCUAUUUCUCUACCUUAAUCAAUUUCUAGGUUUUUAUCAUCAU
Messenger RNA from Jatropha curcas, 351 nucleotides. Lineage: Eukaryota; Viridiplantae; Streptophyta; Magnoliopsida; Malpighiales; Euphorbiaceae. The record is from RefSeq and is a predicted model, not a curated record.